CCUCAGCUUGCUUACGGUACAGAGGCAGCAGCCACCACUGCCAGCUCCCACGGCUCCCACACAGUACCACCACCGCCUUAACCAGGAUGCCACCAGCCCACAGAAGGUGUGUCCCAACCAAGGCCUCACAGCCUGCCUGCUGCUGGAUGACUACCUGGGGGCUCCUGUCUCUGCUCUGGCCUGUGGCCACAGCCACCCAGGACUGCCCAAGGCCCUGUACCUGCCAGGCCUUGGAAACCAUGGGGUUAAAGGUGAACUGCGAGGGGCAGGGCCUCACAGCCCUGCCUGUCCUGCCAGCUCACACCCGCCAGCUCCUACUGGCCAACAACAGCCUCCGUUCAGUGCCACCGGGUGCCUUCGACCACAUGCCUCAGCUGUGGAACCUCGAUGUGACACACAACCCCUGGCACUGUGACUGCAGCCUCACCUACCUGCGCCUCUGGCUGGAGGACCACAUGCCUGAGGCCCUGCUGCAUGUGUACUGCGCCAGCCCUGACCUGGCCACCAGGCGUCCGCUGGGCCAGCUGACAGGCUAUGAGCUGGGCAGCUGUGGCUGGAAGCUACCACCAUCCUGGGCCUAUUCAGGGAUCUUGUGGGAUGUGGCACUGGUAGCUGUGACUGGGCUGGGCCUGGUUCUGCUGCUUGGCCUGCUGAGCACAUUCCCAGUGCCCCUCAACUGAGCCUAGCACAUGAAACCAGGCUGGAAGUCCAGACCUAAGCCCGGUGCCCAGAAGCACCAGCCUGAGUCAGCCCAUGCUAUCAAAAGCCCAAAGGAGGGCCUGCUGAGACCACUGAGUGGGCAAAGAUGCUUCUGCCAAGUUUCAAGACCUGAGUUCGAUGCCCAGGCUCCAUAUCAUAGGAGAGAACAGAAUCUCACCUCCACACUCAUGCUGUAAUUUUAAAUGUAAUUUUAAAAGACAACAAUAAACCCCACUGCAUAACCUUU
Molecule: messenger RNA, 946 nt
Organism: Peromyscus leucopus (white-footed mouse)
Lineage: Eukaryota; Metazoa; Chordata; Mammalia; Rodentia; Cricetidae
Gene: Gp9
Product: glycoprotein IX platelet
Exons: 3
Coding region: 87-680 (197 amino acids)
Molecular function (GO): protein binding
Source: RefSeq, a predicted model, not a curated record